This is a messenger RNA of Xiphias gladius (swordfish), 7023 nucleotides long. RefSeq names its product synaptopodin 2-like protein. The coding region runs from base 1320 to 4646 and encodes 1108 amino acids. The record is from RefSeq and is a predicted model, not a curated record. NCBI's taxonomy places the organism in Eukaryota, Metazoa, Chordata, Actinopteri, Istiophoriformes, Xiphiidae. Gene Ontology annotation, cellular component: Z disc; actin cytoskeleton; nucleus. Gene Ontology annotation, molecular function: actin binding. The transcript has 4 exons. Gene Ontology annotation, biological process: positive regulation of actin filament bundle assembly.
UGAGUACAGGUGAGCGGCAUGACUAAACCAGGACACACCAAACAGGAAGGAGCACUAAAUCCUGGAAUUUUAUCUGUCGCUGUGAAACUGUGAUCGCUGCAGACUUUGUCACCUGCAGCCCAUUAUAUUUAUCUCUACAGGGUGAUCCUGGAGGGAAAAUGGACAUGGAGAUGCAUUAGAUGAAGUGUCGUGACCUUUUUCCCCCCAACCUUUCCUUUUAUCAACAGCUUAAGCUUAGUUCACCAAACUAAAACAGAUUGUCCUAAAAACUGGCUGAACAAUCAGAACACAGACAUCAAGUCUUUCUUAGCAUAACAAAUUCUGAAUGGAGGAGCUGCUGACUGCAGAGUUACUGAAUUCAUGACGAAUCCUUAGUUCUAGUAUGCUGAUGCCUUUCAGUAUUAAUCAAAACUAUCAUAAGAAUUAUAAGAACUACAAGAACUUUCCCUCUCAAUUGUGGUUUUGUGAAUAAACAAGAGACAGAAUCUUAUUAUCCUGCCUUCAGAGGCUGUAUCUGGCUUCAAUGUAUAAGAAAUAACACAGUACACUUGAAUUUAGGAACUCUAGCUGAAUGCAUUGGAGCUCUGAAUACAAACCAAGAAUGACCUUUCCAGAGUGAAAUGUUAUUCCUCACAUGCACCUAACAGCAGGAAGCCGCCAUAUACACAGUUCCCCUUCACGUCACUGUAGAGUUAUGAUCUCCAAGAUAAAGGGCAGAUCCUUUUCUCUGGGAGAAAAAUAAUCUGUGGGCUGGAGAUUGGGAAGCAGACAAAAAGCAUGUUUUGGUGACCAAAAUAGCAGAGGAGGAAGACUGACGUCUGGGGAAAAAAAAGGAGUAUUAGAGAGAUGCAAAUUGAGAAGACUGGACUGUUUCUCAUCCCUUUUUGCCAGAUUUUUAACAGAGCACAAAAAACUAGUCCAUGGGAACACAUCCAAGGCACAUUGGAGUUGACCCUCCUGGGACGUCCUGUUAGAUAAAGAAUAAUACUUCAUGAAGACCAAAAUAAGAAUGCACUUCUUCUGUCAAAGUUCAGCUGACUACAGAACAACAUUUGGAGGGAUUAUUGCUAAAAGGGGAGCCAUGACCGGCAGCAUCCUGGAACGCUGAGCUACUCCUUUCCUCGUCAUUUUUUGUUUUUUCUUGUAUUUCCAAACAUAAUCACUCCCUACCAGUGAGGAACAAAACUUCCAUCCUCCAACGGGACCAGCGGUUUCAUCUUAUCAGGAGAGAAGAUUGAGUUGACUGGAACGAAACAGUCACAUUUCCCCCUGCUGUGGGCUUUUGUUUCUGCUGCAGCAGAAUUGAACCGUGGGCAGUGAUGGAGAUGCAGAAGGGACAUACGUCUCUCAGGAGAGGGGUGAGCUGGAGUCCAGGAGGGUUGAGAAAACCUCUCCAGGCAACAAAAGACCUGUACACUCCUGGGACAGAGUGCACUGCAUCAUGGGAGAAGACGGGAUUCAACAAAGACCAGAUGAGCCGGAAAACAAAUCUGACACGGAGCGCCAGUUUAUCAGAGAAGGAGCUCAAAGAGGCUCGAGUUCGGAGUCAGAUCAUUGCAGCUCAGCUCACCAUCCCUUCCAACUCCAGCUCCAGAGGCGUGCAGCUCUUCAACCGCCGCAAGCAGAGAGUCAAUGCCUUCACGCUUGAAAGCUGUGGAGAGGGGUCAGAGGAGGACAGAGCGGAGAAUGUGAAAACCGACCCCUCGUCUAACAAACUAACAUGGGCAGAGAGGAGCAGUGAGGAAAAAGAUAGAGAUCUCAACCUAAAGAAUAGUACUACCAAGCCACUCUUCUCACCACCUGUAAGGGUACCUACAGUAGGUGAUAUCAUGGAGGAGCCAGGUAAAGACUUCCAAAAAGAAGAGGACAUGGAGGGCAGUGUUAUCCAGGAGAGACACUUCCUCCCUGUCAAGGAAGAGCAGGAGGAGGAGGAAGAAGCAAGAGAUAAAAUCCACGAGGACAAAGUUAAGGAUGAGAUUCCCCUUGGAAGUAAUAAUACUGAUCCAGUCAUGAUGGAACAUGUCAAGGGGGAAGCAGAGAUAAAUGGGGGACACACAGGGACAGCCCCCCGUGGAAUGCUUCUUAAUGGCUGCCACAAUGCCUCUGGACCUGAGAGGGUGUCUGUGUCCACAUCCAAGCAGACAAGCGCCAUCCUCAACAGAACUGCCAGGCCCUUUUUCUCCCCAGUGACAGUACAGUCUCCAGAGGCAGUCAGCCCUGUCAUGGACAUCCCUCCUCCUCCUUCUUACACCACUCCUCCUCUGCCUGCUUUCACUGCUGCCCAACCUGUGGUGUUCUCACCUCCACCUCCGCCUCCAUCAUAUCCCACACCUCCUCUACCGGCCUUCACAAACCAACCCCCGCAGGCCUACUACUCCAGUCCACCUCCGAUGUCUCCUGUGAUGUUACCUUCUUCCCCUCCACCAUCCCAGCUCCCUGUUUCGUCUAUAUCUCACUACCCACCCAUGCCUCAUUAUGGCCCUCCCACAGCCCCAAAGCCCUCCACUUCUGUUCCUCAGCCCUCUGGAGAGAGGAAGCUAAUAGCACCAAGCAAAACAGGAGUACUUGAAGAGGUGGCUGCCAGGAGGGCAAGUAAGAAGUCAAUGUUCACAUUCAAAGAGAAGCCAGUGGUAGCUCCAAACCCUGAGCUACUCUCUCUGGUGCAAGGGGUGGAUGAAAGGAAGAAACAUGGACAAAGAUCUGUGCCUGAGCCAACAUCUGAGGAAGAGUUACUGGCUCUGGGUGCAGAGGCCUCCAACUUCCUCGCAAAGGAAGAGGAUAGGGAAGAGGAGGCUAGAACUCCAGAGUGGGCCUCCUGCCUUAAGAGCUCCAGGACCCGACCAAGGGCAGAGCACAGGCCUGAACAGAUCCUUACCAAUGUUUCAGGAAAGGGGGCUGAGCUGUUUGCCAAGCGUCAAUCCAGGAUGGAGAAAUAUGUCAUUGAGAAUCAGAAUGCAGGACAAAUGAGGUCUCCUUCUCCCACAAUGUCUCUGCCACCAUCUUGGGUUUACCCAUCAAACAUGCCCGGCAGGGUCAAGGCCAUUGCUAAAAACUCUGACAUGAGUGCUCAGCUUUCACAAAACCUGAAGGCCCAACAAGCUGUCCAGCAAAAACCGAGGCAAAAAGCUCCAGCGCCACAGCCAGUUCUGGAGCCACCUCCUUUAGAGAAUGGAUGCUCCAAGAUAGAGAUGGACCUAUCAAGACAUCGGCCCUACCAGCUUAGCUCGUCCCUCUUCACCUUUAACCCAGUCAAGGACCCCAUUAGUAUGCUACCCAGAGGAGCACCACAGGCCAAGAACCUUGUCUCCACCCAAACCUUCCCCAGACAGACUUCCUUACCUAACAACCCUCCCUCUCACUUGAGUACCCAGUGCAUGUCUCCUCAGCUGCCUCUCAGCCCCACAGGAGGAGCAGCAUAUCUGUCAAAUCCAGCCUCUGGGCAGCCAAGGAUCAGUUCUCCUAUGCCUGCCUUUUCUCCAGAGCGAGUGUCCUCUCCCCGGUCGGGGGUCCAGGCACCAAGGCCCACAUUUUCUGCAAAGAAGGCAGGGAUUUCACCACAGACACCAAAGGACUCCCCCACAGUCGAAACCCAUUGUCAGACUCCCCCACCAACCAGGACGCCCAGUCUCAUCGGACGUUUCAGCAGUCCAGAGGGUCCCACCACAGGAACCUGGACUCCUAGCCUCCAAACCAAUCGCCCCUCCACCACCAGCUCCUACUCCAACCGCUCAGUCACUUCCCCUGUCUCGUCUCCCAGGGGUACAAGAUGCCAAUCCCCUAUGAUCAGUCAGAAUAUCCAAUUUUCCAGUACCUCCACUACAGCAUCCAGACCCUCCCAAACAUCUACAGUCACCUCUCCACGCUCUCCUCCCUGGGGUUCAAGAUGCCGGUCCCCGAUGGUGAGCCAAAAUACUCAGUCUUCCACCAUUUCCUCUGUUCCUACACCUAGAGCCUCCCAAACUUCUACAACUGCUACUCCUCCUUGGGGAUCAAGAUGCCAAUCCCCAAUUGUAAGCCAGAAUACUUCCACUGUUGUCUCCAUUUCCCCAUCCAGACCCUCCCAAACAUUUACAGCCACAUCUCCUGUCUCUCCUCCUUGGGGUUCACGUUCGCAGUCUCCUGCACUCUCGCAGGCCAGUUUAUCAUUCCUCGCCACUAAACCUCUGUACACAUCCUCUGCCACCUCUCCUAUUCCCCCAACCAAAGACAGUCGCUGCAUGUCCCCCAUUGCUAAUAACUUAGACUCUAAGGCUAACCAUCGCCUCCUGGCAAAGAACAUCAUCAAUGCAGCCAAACGCAAAAACAGCCCCUCCCCUGGUGCACUGAGCGGUCACAGCCUCCCCAUCUCACCUCUGGGAAAUUCCCACCAUGGCUACGACUGUCAAAAACCACCCAUCAGCCCCUUCCAGUCGCGGGCAUUGGGGGCCCAGUCCCCUACCUUCACCAGCCCUCCUCCUACCCCAACACAGAGGAUCUGCUCCCCUGUGAGGCUUUACAACACUCGCUCCCUCACCGACUCUGAUGCCUCUGUUGAGUCUGAAGACUCAGGCCUCCGGUCGCCUGGCCUGCACUCCUACAACACCUGCCCCCGCGGCUGGGGCGGCAGCCUGAGGGUGAAGAGAGGCACCGUCUCCACUGACCUGUGAGGCUGUUACUGGAUGUCAAUUAAAGCAUAAUUUCAGUUUUCAUAGACUUUUGUGCCAAUGGAUCAACCAGUAAAAGAUUUUCUGAUAAAGUUUCAUCAGACUAAUGUUACACAAGUUACCUUUCUGCAACUUUGAUCACUGAUCCUGGACAAUGGUAAAGUUGUAUCAAGGUAGUAUUAGAAUUUUAUGUCUCCCAUUCAUAGUACGGACUGACAAGAACAAGCUUUUUACAUAAAGCAGUUGCUAUGGCUUGUACGCUUAUUACAUACCAAAAGUGCUCAGACUCAAAAUAACCCAAGAUAUUUGAAUUCACUCUGAAUGAAUAUUAUACUCUUUACAUCUUCACAACAAACAUACCUUCACAGUCACUAUUACAGUUAAAUAGUGUUAAAGUAAAUGGGUAUCAGUUUUGAAUGUUAUUAAUGAAUUAUCAUUAUAUUUGCUGGUCUUACACAAGGAAACAUGGGAAGAGUUUUAAGGCAUAGAAAGGGCACACAAAGUGAAAAUUGUGUAAACAUAUCUUGUUGGACUAUACAGUAUUUUGGUUGAGGCACUUUCCUUGCUCUAUAUUAAUACAAGAUCAAAUUUAACUAUACAGUGAAUUCAUAAUGAAUACUGAUCAAGACAAUACUAGGUUAAAUGAGUUUCCAUUAUUUUUCCAUGACAAAAACACAGUGGUAGAUAGGACACAUGGUAUCCACAUUAUCAUACAUGGUCAAAGUAUUCACCACAGUUUAUUAUCCAUUUUAAUCAAUGGAAAAUAAAUAAUAUGCAUAAUUAUCACAGUGCAAUAAUCAGUUUAACACAAUGUAUACAGUAUAAGUUGCUUUAUGUACUGCAUUUGCUAAAAUGAAUGUAAGGUUUACAGACAGACUGACAAAGAAUGAAAGAGAAAAGGCAGUUGUUGUGUAUGAAGGGUUAUGUAAGGGUGAGAUGGGCAUUGAUGCACCUGUUCAAUCAAACACCGUUUCCAUGUUUUUUUUUUUUGCAAAUGUUUAAACAUUGUUGUUGAACAAUUGAAUGAACAAAUGUUACCUGAAGACUUUUGCAAAAUUAAUGGCAUAUUGACUGUAAUAAUCAUUUUGGAGACUGACGUAUGUAAGCCUAAUGUUGUUGCUUUUGCUGAUCACAAACAGUCGCUCCUUUUCAAAUCGAUAAUGUCUUUCAUGAGGAACAGAUUAACCUUGUUUGUGCUUGUACGUAGUGUACAAAAUGCCUGUUUUGGUAAAGUUUAGAAGAAAAAUUGUAUGUUACACAAGUAGAGAAGGUACAACAAGAUGUUAUUGUUAAACUUUCCUGGGAAAAAAGGUUAGAAGAAUGUUGUUUGUUAUGAAAUAUUGGUCUAAGUGUUUUUGAGAAAAGGAUCAGAGGAAAGAUAUGUAUUUUAAAUACAUAUGGAACUAAUGUACAUUAUCUUUAACUUCUGAAGUUUCUUUUUAUACUUGAUUUGCACUUCUGUUCAUUCCACUUCAGCAGCUAAGUUCGCAUUGUUUAAAAUUUGAUUUGCUCAAACAGGUGUCAUUCACAAUAAAACUAGCAAAUAAAUAUCCUACAGUAAAAAUUAGCUGCACAAUGCAGCGUGUUGAUAGGAUGGUGGCAAUUAGCUGUAAACCUGACUGCUGUCUUCAAACCAGAGCUAACUUUCUGUUUCAAGUGUGGGAUAACUGAAAGCCAUUUUACAAUAUUCCCAUCUUGACCAGUCUUGCACCAGCACACACAACACUCCUUCAUUCCCUGACAUGCAGGCCAGAAGCAUCAGCACAUUUCUAAGUAUUUACUUCAGUAUGUCUUUGGAGUGACAGGGACACCUGCUACAUUUUGACCUGGCUCCUUCAGCAGGACUAAGCCUAUCACUGUCAUGGAUUGGUUUCAGCCUGGUACACCUCUGGACAUAGCAGACACUGCCAGCAUCCAAACACAGAAGAAUCAUUUUAUAAAGAUUUUUUUUUUUUUGGUUCUGUGACUGCAUUCCUGCAUUUUAUCAUUACAGCUCAUGUUGUAUUUCAUAACUGUAUAAUUUCGGAAAAUGAAUGCACAAUAAAAAGUGAUGACACACCAAUUUAAAUAAUUUAAAGUUUGUCAAUUGUUUUAUUAUCUUAAUUCUGACCAUCUAGUUAGUAUAUUUUAAUGUUGUUUAAUAGUUGGAAUGAGUUGUUAUGAAUACCAUUUUUAAGUCAUGCUAAAAAAAAUUUAAAACAUAUGCUUACAAGUUGUUUAUUGCCCCCAAGUAAUGACAUAUGUAUAGGCUCAACCACAGCAUUUGCAGACUUGUUUCUUUCAAUUUUACUGUCUAGUGUUGAGCUUUAUUAUCAGUGCAACAUGCUACAUAUUUGUGGUGAUAGUUACUAGACUGCAAUGUCCCACACAGUAACUCGUC